This is a messenger RNA of Thyridium curvatum, 2946 nucleotides long. RefSeq lists its product as uncharacterized. Gene Ontology annotation, molecular function: protein binding. Lineage: Eukaryota; Fungi; Ascomycota; Sordariomycetes; Thyridiales; Thyridiaceae. The transcript is spliced from 7 exons. Bases 1 to 2946 code for a protein of 981 amino acids. The record is from RefSeq and is a predicted model, not a curated record.
AUGUGCUACCCUUCCUACACCUCUGACCUGUUUUUGCACCUCCUCGGCAGCCAUGAGGCCCAAUGGGCAAGCCAUGGCCAAAUUGCCAACACAACUCAUCUUGAUGAAUCUCUCAGGCUCGAGAAAACUUCUCUUCGUGCGCUUAAUGCUCUUGCCUUGCCCAAGCGCAUUCGAUUCGCUAGAUUUCUCUUCCGUCUCCACUCACAUCUCAUGCUCUCCUAUCCUCCUGUUCAACCGUACUACCAUCCUGUCAUAUUCGUCCUCCCACACCCUCUCAUCGAUGACAAGCCAUCACCGAGUCUGCCUCUUGGCCCCCAUUCCGAGCGCUCACUAAUCGUGCCUUGGGCCCAACACCUGCAACCCAACCUCCGGCCCCCUGAGGCCUCAUCUCGCCUUAAAAUGUGUCGCAUGGUCAUUUUUGGUCCUAUAUCUCGGCCCUCAGCGCUGAAUCUCCAGCCUGGGCUGACUCCAACCUUUCUCUGUCCCAACUGCGCAGGAGCAACCCCCGAGUGUAUCUACUGCUGCGGCAUGGCUUGGCAAAUGAGGUCGCGGGUGCGCUGGGAAGAGACACUCAAUGUACAGAAGCGCCGGCUGGGCAAACAUCUCGGGGAGGUCGACACAAAGCUUUCCUUCGACACCUUCGACAUCUAUCUAAGAGAUCUCGAAGACCGCAGGGCGCUGCGUGGGCUGGGACGACUCUUGAAGCUUACGGUCCUUGAGCAAAUUAAGGAAUUUACUGCUGCAAUUAGCACCGUGUGCCAGGCUAGUGACAUCGCAUGUUUUGUUUGGGGCAGUCUCCAGGCGAUACUGAAGAUUGGGUACACAUUCGUGGAUACGAUGGCUGCCAUCAGUGAAAUGAUUACCGAGAUGACCCAGCAACUCCCUCUCUUUGAAGAGUAUCGUUCACUCUUCCCCACCGCAUAUGAGUUGGAUGAGCCCCUCAGGAAGCUUUAUUUCAACUACAUAAGUUUCUGCAUUGACACCGUGUUAUUCCUCAAAUCUAAGCGAUGGAAACUACUCCUGCGUCUGAGCUUUGGCGGCUUGCGCAAGGAGUUUGAGCGAACCCGUCUCCAGGUGGCUAAGAAUGCGUCAAGCUUUCAGGCACAAGUCGACAUCGCCCGGACCCGCCUGGGGGUUCGCGCUCACGAACACAUCAUUGGGUUGACCCAAGCGAAUCUGCGGCGGCAGAUUGUAGUGAACGGCGUUCCAUUUCACCGCAACUAUCGAUUUCAGGGCAGGGACAAUGUACUGGAUGAUCUACACAAGAACCUGCGUCCGAGGAACACGGCAAGGACCCCACCAUCACUUGGUCAAACUUCAUGUGUCAUUCACGGUAUCGGCGGAGUGGGCAAGACCCAGGUCGCAUUGGAGUAUACCUACCGCUUUCGAGAGGAUUAUGCUUACAUCUUCUGGGUCAGAGCCGAAAACAGCGUUGAGCUACUGACAUACUUUGCACGGUUCGCAAGAGCCCUGACUCCUGCUUCCGCCGUUCAAGAUCAAGUCACCAAUGUGAAAUUAGUAAAGGAUUGGCUGGUUCAGAAUGGCAAUUGGCUUCUGGUCUUUGACAAUGCAGAUGAUCCUGACGUCGAUCUGUCACUCUUCUGGUCCCCUGGUUCCCACGGUUCCAUCAUCGUGACAACGCAGCGUCGAGUGGUUUCGCAUUGGGCAGCCACUGGUAUUCAUCUGGAUGCGUUCGACGAAAAUGAGGAACCGAUGGCCAAAGCCUGGCGCCUAGCCUUAAACUCGCUCACUCCGGAGGCUCGGCGAACCCUUCAACUCAUGGCCAUGCUGAGCCCCGAUGAAGUCGACGAAGAUAUGCUUUUCGGUGAUUGGACAGACAAGGACCUUGACUUCCUAUCAAAAGAUAAGCGAUUCGAGUUCAACGAGAUCAGGCAGAGUCUAAUCGAUCGGCACCUCGUCGGAGUGACCAGUGACUUGGGCAAGAAUUUCCUAUCGAUGCACAGGGUUCUUAAAAGACAUAUCAUUCAACAAUUGGAUUAUACCGGAGCUCGUUCCCUGGAUACUGUCUUCAAGCGUGCUGUGGCCAUGGUUCGGCAUGAGUUCCCCAAGAGUGACGAGUUGCAGACACCGACGAGCCUGACAGUCGUGGAAUGCGAGCGGUGUUUGCCGCACAUCAUCAGUCUAAUGUCGGUAUACAGGGAUUGGUCCCCGAAAACGGAACCAACCUAUGAAUUCGCGACACUUCUCUCCGACACGGCCACAAACUACAUGUGGGAACGUGCAUUAUCAGGUGACGCUAUCGAGGUCCUGAAUACGGGGGAGCAGGUCUGCAGCAGUCUGGCCAGCACGGAACAGAUCUCGCUGGUGCACGCGGACCUUCUUGCGAUCGGAGGGUCGGUACACGAGACUAUUGGGCUAAGCGGACGGGCGACUGCGUUGAAGAAGUGUGAACAUGCCCUCAAACUUCGGGAAGAUAGGAUCAGGUUGAUUGAAGAGCGCGGCCAAGUCAUAACUUCCUCUACGGCUCUGCAGCUGGCCAAUGCCAAAAACGACGUGGGCUGUGCUAAGCUUUCUUUCGAGGACGCUGAUGGGGCAUUGCCAUUGUUCCUUGAGUCGCAGACGCUCAAGCAGAAACACGCCACUGAGGAUGAGCUACCUUGGCACUUCGGGGAGCUAUACAAAAAUCUCGCUCUCGUAAAGCUCUACCAAGGGGACGCGGCGGGCGCUGAAGACCUAGCCCGACACUCUUGCCAGCUCUGUUGCUCUGGACGCACUGACAGGGAUGCAUCGACACAGAAAGCCCGCUCCAUUCUCGGGGUGGUUUUGAUGAAUAUUGGUAAGGGUGACGAAGCAUUGCGCUUACACAAGAGCGUCUACCAUACAAGGAAGGAGAUCCUCGGCGAGACGAAUCUGCACACCAAAAACAGCUUGUACUUGGUUGCUGAGCUAUACCGGCUCAAAGGAAAGCUGGAUAAGGCAGAGUAA